Phytomonas sp. EM1 is the source of this 909-nucleotide messenger RNA. Lineage: Eukaryota; Euglenozoa; Kinetoplastea; Trypanosomatida; Trypanosomatidae. The record is from the annotation of a GenBank genome assembly.
AUGGAAAUAGCCGAAGGUCGGCCACGGCGAGCGAAUGCGGGCAAUUUGCUUCGUGAACUGCUCGAAAAAGGUCUGGACUCGGAUGAGGAAAAACUCCUUCAGGAGUACGACGACGCCACAACGGAUAGCAGCUUCAUCUCCCCUAGCGAUGAGGAAACGGAAGACGAAGUCGACACCGAUUUCUCCGACGAAGAGGUGGAAGGCACGCUCAAAGGCGAACUUGUCGAAACCGAGGCCACCGCGCAACGAGAAGAGCGAAGGGAGCGAAGAGAGGAGAAACAGCGGCAAAUGAGGCGUUUGAACCAAUUUAGAACCCCCAAAGCGCGCCCUGGGGUAAAACCAGGGCGUGGAGGCCAUAAGUUGCAACGCGAAGUGAAGCGAGACCGGCCCGAAAGCCAUCCCCCUCCACGCGGGAGUAGCGAAACGAACAGCACCGACCACGACGACGGCGAGGAGGCCGACGACGAAAAGAUGGAUUUCCUCCGUGUGCUGCGGCAUCGCCCACCCCCCACCAUUCCGUUAGCCACGCGUCUCGCUCAGGCCCACGCCCGCGCGCGAGAAGUUCGCCAGCAGCAGCAGCUCCUCGCGAGCAACAGCGCUGCUGCGAACGAGGAGGCAACGCGCUCGCCGGUGAAUCCGCCGCAUCCCACCCUUUCGGGUCAUCCAAAAAACCAAUGCGGAGGGGGAGGGGGAACUUCCCGGAAGCGGAUGCACGCGCGAGCGCGUUUAGCCUCCGCGGAGGCGCUUUCCCGUCCCCCAUCGCUUCCGCAGGAUCGGCGGGCGUGGUUGUAUGCGGGGCCGACUCCCCAACGGGUGGGGUAUCAUAGCAGUCAAACCGUGAUGGAGCGCUUUCACGUUCCGGUGGUGAUCUCGUUUAGCAAGCAACUCCCGCCCGUGUUUCAGAAAUAA